AUGCCCGGCACAGGUAGAAGCAGAAACCGUGCAAGGCGUCACUGCAUGAAGAUAAAGGACAAGUGGAUGGGAAUUACUAAAGGAGAUAUUCGUCGACUUGCACGCCGCGGAGGAGUGCAACGUAUUUCUGAAGACGUCUACGAGCUCAUACGUGGUGUCCUGGGAGUUUUUCUAGAGGAGGUAAUCCAUGAUGCUGUUAUUUACUGUGAACACGUCAGGCGCAAGACCGUAACCGUAAUGGAUGUCGUUUAUGCUCUCAAACGUCGAGGUUACACUACCUACGGUUUUGCAGGAUAG
This is a messenger RNA of Haemonchus placei, 297 nucleotides long. NCBI's taxonomy places the organism in Eukaryota, Metazoa, Nematoda, Chromadorea, Rhabditida, Trichostrongylidae. The record is from the annotation of a GenBank genome assembly.